ACAAAAAACAAAAAUUUUACUACUUUUGUCACCAUUAACGUAAACUUUUAAUCCUCUGAUAACCCCAAUAUUUUAUAGAUGAUUUGAAAGUAAGAGAUUUUCUAAAACCCCAAAUUUUCAAUUUUUUUCUAAAAAAUCUCAAAAACCCAUCUUUGAUUUGCCCUGUUUCUUGAUUAAAAUUUUUCAAUUUAGCACUCUAAAUUGGGAGUUAAACCUUAAAGAUUUCUAAUUUAAGGUAUACUUUGAUCAAUUCUUUAGUUUCUUGGUUGAAGAAUGGCAACAUUAGCACCAGGGGUUCUAGUAAAACUUCUUGAUGGUUUAAAAACAGGGGUGAAACCCACGGGUGAGCACCGGAGCUCACUUCUUCAGGUAACCGAUAUCGUACCGGCCGAGCUCGAUGAGAAGAAUCUAUGGCCUAAACAUGGAUUCUACAUCAAAGUAUCCGAUUCUUCACAUUCCAUUUAUGUCAGCCUACCUUAUGAGCAAGAUGAUCUUGUUUUAAGCAAUAAAAUGCAGCUUGGUCAGUUCAUUUAUGUGGAGAAAUUGGAGCCUGGAUCGCCUGUUCCGAUAGCAAAAGGCGCUAAACCGCUACCGGGUAGACACCCUUUUAUGGGUACUCCGGAACCCUUGAUGGGUCUUAGAGGAAAGAAAGAAAAAACUGAGCAAAAAGUGGUGAUCAAUGGAACUCCAAGAAGAGGUUCUUGGGAAUUGAAUCAAAGUAAUGGGUUUGAUGGAAAUAUUAUUACUUCUCCCAAAUUAAAACCUGUUCCUUUAGAUUUUGAUCAAUGUACUCCAAUGAAAGAAAAGGGUAGUGCUGUAAAAUUUCAUCCUCCUCCAAUGUCUCCUAUGGUUAGGUCAGUAAAAAUGGUAAAAGAUCAUUGUAAUUCAGGAAUUAGGGCUUCUGUUGGGGGUAAUUUGCUGUCUUCAAAGUUUGAUUCAAGGGGUGAAAGUCCUGGUUUGAUUAGGAAAAGUUGUGUGACACCCACUACUUUGAAGUUUCCAAGGAGUAAAAGUGUCAAUGAAAGAGGGCCAAAGAAUACUUCCACUCCUAAUAAAUCUGAUAAGAAAAGUUGUACACCUCCACCAAGUCUAAGGAGAGAUGGGGGUUGUGUGAAUUCAGCAGUAAAUAUGCAGAAUUCUGCCAGUUCAAAGGCAACCCCACAACAGUUACAAUCACAAUCUAGUAACCCAACCUUUAAUUCUAACAGUGGCACAAGUUUAUCAGUAAAUUUACCAGGAAAGCUUGCUAUGCUUGGCAAAGAAGCCGUUCAGCAGAGAGAACGAGCUCAAAAGAUUGCGUUUCAGGCGUUAAGACAGUCUACCGCGACAGACAAUGUUGUCCGCUGCCUCAAGAUGUUUUCGAAUUUGAGCAAAUCAGCAAAGGCAGAUGCACCAGCAGCCUGCUUUGAUCAGUUUCUGGAAUUUCAAAAUCAAAUUACACAAGCAGUGACUGACAUGGUGUCAAUUCAAGCAGCAGCUUCCACCCUCGAAACCAAAUUAGAAAAAGAAGACGGUCCAAUCUUACACGAAAUAACACAUAAUUCCAUGGACCGAUUCCACGACAAUGAACCAAACAGCACCUCUAAGAGAAGACUAGCCUUGUACAAGUCCAUUGCAUCAUUUCCUGAAAGGGUGAGUGAAAUUCAGAAACCAAGUAACAAUGGGAGGGUCUUAAGGUCACAUUCAAAACCGAGUUUGGACAAGAAAGGAGAAUGCAACAACUUCGAAAAUGAUGAAAACAAGCAGCCUGGUGCAGAUUCAGGGUGCUUAAGCAGCAUGAUCAAGCUGUGUAAGCAGAUAGAAUCAGAAGCUGGGAGUUGGUUUAUGGAGUUUAUAGAGAAGGCACUCGAAAUGGGAUUGAAGAAAUCGAAAAGCAGAUCUGAUGCUGAUGUUCGAAAAGUUCCUCAAGCACUUAUCCUUAAGGUUAUGAACUGGGUUGAGGUUGAGCAAAGUGAUUCUAGCAAGAGACCAGUUCAUCCUAAGGCUUCUCAAAUUGCAAGGAAAUUGAGAAUCAAAGUGAAGAACCCUUAAUUCUUUGGAAUAGUUGGGAUUCUUUUCAUUGCAUAUUGUAAUAUGAUUCAAUUCAAUGGUAUUGAAAUUAUGAUCAUUCUUUUAUUUGUUGUAGAUCAAUUUAUGAGUGGUGAUUUUAGAUUGUAAAAUAAGAUCAAUUGUUGAUUAGUGUUUAAGAUGACAAUGAACUUGUGUGUUGUUAGGAGUUAAGAUGACAAUAAACUUCUGUCAUGCCUAAAGGAACUUGGCCCAAUUGGACCUUCUUUGUAAUACUAACACUAUAAAGGAGUUGAUUCUUGGUUGU
Messenger RNA from Chenopodium quinoa (quinoa), 2314 nucleotides. RefSeq lists its product as uncharacterized. Lineage: Eukaryota; Viridiplantae; Streptophyta; Magnoliopsida; Caryophyllales; Amaranthaceae. The transcript is spliced from 4 exons. The record is from RefSeq and is a predicted model, not a curated record. Bases 274 to 2031 code for a protein of 585 amino acids.